Messenger RNA from Apis florea (little honeybee), 884 nucleotides. It is a transcript of the gene ND-ACP, whose product is annotated as NADH dehydrogenase (ubiquinone) acyl carrier protein. Lineage: Eukaryota; Metazoa; Arthropoda; Insecta; Hymenoptera; Apidae. Gene Ontology annotation, cellular component: respiratory chain complex I; mitochondrion. Gene Ontology annotation, molecular function: acyl binding; acyl carrier activity. The record is from RefSeq and is a predicted model, not a curated record. Gene Ontology annotation, biological process: fatty acid biosynthetic process.
AGCACUUGAUAAAAUAUAAUAAAUUAUAAUUUUUAUUUUAUAGUAAAUAUAUUGUUAUAAAGUAGAUGUCGCUACAAUUUCUAAUUCAUGUAAACUCCUGUAUGAGAUAAUUGCAAUACACAAGUAAAGUUAGUGUACGAUUAGGUUACGUCCUUUCGCGAGAUUUUUCAUUGCAGAGAAAAUGGCGUCUCUCGCGGGAGUUCGUAUUUUAAUAAGAAAUACCGGUGCUUUUAGAAAUUUGAUCACUCGAACGUGUUUACGAAGUACCAUUACGCAAUUUCAAUUAAACGAAAGAUUAUUUCACUGUAAAAGACAAAGUAUCUUCACAGUUAUACCUCAGGUAAAUAUACAAAAUAUUCGUACAUCCACUUCAAAACCUAAAACUCAAGAACUAGAAGAACGUGUUUUAAAUGUGGUCCAAGCUUAUGAUAAAAUAACUGCUGAGAAGGGCACACGAGUCAAGCAGGUGCGUCAGUAUGGCCAUAAGGCACCAUUAUCACUUGACCUUAUUCGCCAGCGUGUACUUUUAGUACUCAAUCUCUAUGAUAAAGUUGAUGUUCAGAAGUUAUCUUUGAACUCUCAUUUUAUGCAAGAUCUGGGUUUGGAUUCUUUGGAUCAUGUAGAAAUUAUAAUGGCUAUAGAAGAUGAAUUUGGUUUUGAAAUACCAGAUAUGGAUGCACAGAAGCUUCUACGACCUGCGGAUAUAGUACGUUACGUUGCCGAUAGAGAAGAUGUUUACGAAUAAAUAUUUAUACAAUAUAAAUCAUUUCAUUAGUCAAGCUUUUUUAUUUUUAAAACAUUGUUUAAAAAAAAAUUAAAUUUUAUUUCUUCUGUAUAUAAUAUAAAUUGUAAAAAUAAAGUGGAUCGUUAGAUUAAAUCGUAAA